Messenger RNA from Apodemus sylvaticus (European woodmouse), 1252 nucleotides. It is a transcript of the gene Hmgb1, whose product is annotated as high mobility group box 1. The coding region runs from base 236 to 883 and encodes 215 amino acids. Gene Ontology annotation, molecular function: DNA binding, bending. The transcript is spliced from 5 exons. Gene Ontology annotation, biological process: regulation of transcription by RNA polymerase II. NCBI's taxonomy places the organism in Eukaryota, Metazoa, Chordata, Mammalia, Rodentia, Muridae. Gene Ontology annotation, cellular component: nucleus. The record is from RefSeq and is a predicted model, not a curated record.
CCGACACCCCCGUGGUGGCGGAGGGGGGGCGGCAGGAGUGGCUUUUGUCCCUCAUCCUUGUUUACUCGGAGAAACUUCAGACCGGACGUGUUUAGUCAGAGCAGAAACGCAUCUCGGGGCCAAAGCGAUAGGAAACUGUGGCCUCUCCCGGCCCGAGCCCAGCGCCGCCUCCGCCCUCCCGAGCAAAGUUUGAUGCGAAGACGGGGUGCUCUCCAAGCUGGAAAAUCAACUAAACAUGGGCAAAGGAGAUCCUAAGAAGCCGAGAGGCAAAAUGUCCUCAUAUGCAUUCUUUGUGCAAACCUGCCGGGAGGAGCACAAGAAGAAGCACCCAGAUGCUUCUGUCAACUUCUCAGAGUUCUCCAAGAAGUGUUCAGAGAGGUGGAAGACCAUGUCUGCUAAAGAAAAGGGGAAAUUUGAAGAUAUGGCAAAGGCUGACAAGGCUCGUUAUGAAAGAGAAAUGAAAACCUACAUCCCCCCCAAAGGGGAGACCAAAAAGAAGUUCAAGGACCCCAAUGCACCCAAGAGGCCUCCUUCGGCCUUCUUCUUGUUUUGUUCUGAGUACCGCCCCAAAAUCAAAGGCGAGCAUCCUGGCUUGUCCAUUGGUGAUGUUGCAAAGAAACUAGGAGAGAUGUGGAACAACACUGCAGCGGAUGACAAGCAGCCCUAUGAGAAGAAAGCUGCCAAGCUGAAGGAGAAGUACGAGAAGGAUAUUGCUGCCUACAGAGCUAAAGGAAAACCUGAUGCAGCGAAAAAGGGGGUAGUCAAGGCUGAGAAGAGCAAGAAAAAGAAGGAGGAGGAAGAUGAUGAGGAGGAUGAAGAGGAUGAGGAAGAGGAGGAGGAAGAGGAAGACGAAGAUGAAGAAGAAGAUGAUGAUGAUGAAUAAGUUGGUUCUAGCGCAGUUUUUUCUUGUCUAUAAAGCAUUUAACCCCCCUGUACACAACUCACUCCUUUUAAAGAAAAAAAUUGAAAUGUAAGGCUGUGUAAGAUUUGUUUUUAAACUGUACAGUGUCUUUUUUUGUAUAGUUAACACACUACCGAAUGUGUCUUUAGAUAGCCCUGUCCUGGUGGUAUUUUCAAUAGCCACUAACCUUGCCUGGUACAGUCUGGGGGUUGUAAAUUGGCAUGGAAAUUUAAAGCAGGUUCUUGUUGGUGCACAGCACAAAUUAGUUAUAUAUGGGGACAGUAGUUUGGAUUUUGUUUUUUUUUUUUUUCCCCUUUGGUUUUAUUUUUGGGUUUUGUUUUUUUUUUUUUU